This is a messenger RNA of Trichoderma gamsii, 2445 nucleotides long. RefSeq lists its product as hypothetical. The transcript is spliced from 2 exons. Bases 1 to 2445 code for a protein of 814 amino acids. Gene Ontology annotation, molecular function: ribosome binding; ubiquitin protein ligase activity. NCBI's taxonomy places the organism in Eukaryota, Fungi, Ascomycota, Sordariomycetes, Hypocreales, Hypocreaceae. The record is from RefSeq and is a predicted model, not a curated record. Gene Ontology annotation, biological process: protein ubiquitination; rescue of stalled cytosolic ribosome.
AUGACGGCCCCAGAGGGAACAGCCCAGAACACCAGCCGUGGCGACGGCAGCUCUAGAGGACGAGGCCGUGGCGGCGGCGGAAGAGGAGGCGGCGGAGGAGGAGGAGCCAAACGAGGACGAGGCGGCCAGAAUCGAGGACAGGGACGGGGCCAGAGAGGAACACAAGAUGCUGCUGCUGAUGCUGCUGCUGCCGCUGCUACGACAUUGACGGGAUCAGAGGCGGCGGCGGGCAAAGAGAACAAGGCCAUGGCCGCCACCAGGCCCGACGUCGACGACGGCGACGACGAUGCCGACGUCUGCUUCAUCUGCGCCAACCCCGUGGCCCACCACUCGAUUGCGCCCUGCAACCACAAGACGUGCCACAUCUGCGGCCUGCGCAUGCGGGCCCUGUACAAGACCAAGGACUGUGCCCACUGCCGAACACCAGCGUCCUAUGUCAUCUUCACCGACGACGCCGAGAAGCGCUUCGAAGACUACGCCGACACCGACUUCACCUCCACCGACACCAACAUCGGCAUCAAGUACACCAACGAGGACAUCGUCGGCGACUCCGUCCUGCUGCUGCGCUACAACUGCCCCGACGGCUCCUGCGACUUUGCCGGCCUUGGCUGGGCCGACCUCCAUCGCCACGUCAAGUCCGCCCAUCACAAGCGCAUGUGCGACCUCUGCACCCGCAACAAAAAGGUCUUCACCCACGAGCACGAGCUCUUUGGCGACAAGGAGCUGGAAAAGCACAUGCGCCACGGCGACGACAAGCCCGGCGCCGCCGACCAGACGGGCUUCAAGGGCCACCCGCUGUGCGGCUUCUGCGGCCAGCGCUUCUACGACGACGACAAGCUGUUUGAGCACUGCCGCAUGAAGCACGAGCGCUGCUUCAUCUGCGACAGGCGAGACUCGAGGCAGCCCCACUACUUCCUCAACUACGAGGAGCUGGAGAGGCACUUCAAAAAGGACCACUUCCUGUGCGCGGACCGCGGGUGCAUGGAGAAGAAGUUUGUCGUCUUCGAGUCUGAGCUGGACAUGCAGGCGCACAACCUCGCCGAGCAUGCCGGCAAGCAUGUGGGCAGAGACGCCAGACUGGUCGACAUCUCUGCUUUUGACAUUCGCCAGUCCUAUCAGCCGGAAAGACGCGGUGGCCAGCGCGAAGGACGAGCUCAGGGUCAGGGACGACGAGGGGGCAACAGGGGAAGAGACCCCAACGAGGACAGCAUUCUGCCAACUGUGAGCUCGACCGUCCCCUUGCGAAGAGACGAGCUGGCAUUUCAGCGCCAAAUGGCCAUUGCCUCGGCGCCCUCGGGCUCGAAUCGAACAUUCCGCGGCCAGCUAUCGACUCCAACGCCCGCCACCGCUCCGGUAACUCCUACGCUCACUCCCUCGCCAGCUCAGGCAUCUUCAGCAGCCAGAAAUGCUGCAGCAACACCCCCUUCAAGGCCCCGAAGCGUCGGCCCAGGCGCCGGUCCCGCAGCCGCUACCAACGCCAUCGAGGCCCUCAGCCUCACCGACACAGCCAACCUCUCGCCCGAAGAACGAGCCCGCCUCGUUCGCCAUGGCAGCGUCAUAGAGCGGGCUGCCAACCUCUUGGGCAACGACUCGCACAAGAUGGCUGCGUUCCGGAGCCACAUCUCGACAUAUCGCCAGGACGGCUUCACUGCUCCCCAGCUCGUCGAAGCCUUCUUCACCCUCUUCUCAAACGCCUCAUCAAAUGCCCUCGCAACUCUCGUGAGGGAGCUGGCAGAUCUCUUUGAAGACAAGGGCAAAGCCGAUGGCCUCCGAAAGGCCUGGCAGGAUUGGCGGGCCAUCAACGAGGACUACCCCAGCUUGCCGGGCCUCGGCGGCAUGCAAGGGGCAACCUCCAGCUCCAGCGGCUGGGCGAGUGCCGCGGCUGCCAAUACGGGAUUCACCGUCGUGGCGCCCUCGCAGCGAAACUCGAGCAGGGUCUUGAAACUUAAGAAUAGCACUCGACUCGGCGGCCCAGCGCCCACCGCUUCACGAGGCCCUCCCGGCUGGGUGGCAGCAUCAUCGUCAUCGUCUUCUUCAUCCAGGGCUCCUGCAGCAUCAGCUUUUCCUUCUCUGCCCACGCCGUCUGCAUCCUCAUCGUCCCGCGCAUCGACGACCGCCUCCGCACCCUCAUGGACCGCCUCAGCAUCAUCAUCAUCCUCACAAUCGCGCGGCCGAGGCCCAGCACCGCCAAACGUUCGUGCCGAGGACGCUUUCCCUUCACUUCCCGCAGCGCCGAAACCCCAAACCACCAUUUUUGGCUACGGCGGAGGCCGCGGCGUGAGACGCGAUUUUGGCCAGCGGGAAUCCGACUUCCAAUGGGGAACUGCCGCAGCUCCUCCUGCGGCUACGUCUUCUGCAGUGGAGGAAGCAGAUGAUGCUGAGACGGGAGGGAAAGGCAAGAAAGGGAAGAAGAAUAAAAAGCAGAUUCUGGUACAGUGGGGAUAA